Candida tropicalis MYA-3404 is the source of this 825-nucleotide messenger RNA. RefSeq names its product pyrroline-5-carboxylate reductase (gene PRO3). Lineage: Eukaryota; Fungi; Ascomycota; Pichiomycetes; Serinales; Debaryomycetaceae. Gene Ontology annotation, molecular function: pyrroline-5-carboxylate reductase activity. Gene Ontology annotation, biological process: L-proline biosynthetic process. The coding region runs from base 1 to 825 and encodes 274 amino acids. The transcript has a single exon. The record is from RefSeq and is a predicted model, not a curated record.
AUGAAAGACUAUACAAUUGCUGUUUUGGGUUGUGGUGUUAUGGGUACUGCCGUCUCAUCUGCCAUUUUAAAAGCUAAGUUUGACCCAUAUCCAAAGAAAAUCAUUGCAUGUACUAUCCCAAGUCAAGAAGAAAACUUGAAGAAAACAUUUGCUGAUCAACCAUUGGUCGAAGUUUCUGCUGGUGUUGAAAAUAACAAUAAAGCAGUUGCUCAAGCUGAUGUCAUUAUUUUGGGUUGUAAACCAUACAUGUACGAAGGUAUCUAUGAAGAAGUUAAGGGUUCUUUAACUGGUAAACAAUUAUUGAUUUCUUUAUUGGCUGGUACUACUAUCAAAGAAUUGUCUAUUUUUACUCCAUAUGUUGCUAAAGUUAUGACUAAUACUCCAGCUAGAUUUGGUUGUGGUACUGCUGCUAUUGCAUUUGCUCCAGAAGUUAGUGAAGAAUAUCAAGAAUUGGUCAUGAAAUUAAUUGGCACUGUUGGUAUGACUGUUAAAAUUCCAGAAAAAAACAUGGACAUUGCUACUUCAUUGAUUGGAUCUGGUCCAGCUUUCUGUUUGUUGAUGAUGGAAUCUAUGAUUGAUGGUGCUGUUAGAAUGGGUAUGCCAUACGAUGUUGCCUCUGUUGCUGCUGCCAAAGUUAUGGAAGGUACUGCCAAGAUGGUUUUGGAAACUGGUGAACAUCCAGCUGCUUUAAAGAGUAAAGUCUGUACUCCAGGUGGUACUACUAUUGGUGGUUUAUUGACUAUGGAAGACCGUGGUUUAAGAAGUGCUAUUGCUAGAGGUGUUGAAGAAGCUGCUAAUAUUUCUGCAUCAUUCGCUAAAAAGUAG